Molecule: messenger RNA, 408 nt
Organism: Clunio marinus
Lineage: Eukaryota; Metazoa; Arthropoda; Insecta; Diptera; Chironomidae
Source: the annotation of a GenBank genome assembly
AUGGAACUUCCCGUAGAGAAUCGAUUUAAGCUUACUAACAGUCAAGUAAGUUUUGAAAUAACUCAGAAUGAUAGAAAACAAAGAAAUUCUCUAAUUUGGUGUAUCAGAAAUACGAAAAUAUUGUCAAAACAGAAACAAGUUGUGACUUUGGUGACUAAAUUACAUAAUUUAGCUUCGAAUCCGAGAAAGAUUUGCUUGACCAAGAAUUUUAAAUUCUUUCACUGUUUUAAUUCACCUUCAUUUGGAAACCUUCAAAACACCCAAAAUUCAAAUUUCCACUUAAGAAUUCCAUUUUUGUUUUUAAUUCAUCUGAAGGAUUUUAAGGCAACUUCUUCGGCUUUUGUUAGCACAAAAGUUGAUCACAUAUUAAGUCAGACACAAACGUUUCAAAGACAUUCACCAGCAUAA